Messenger RNA from Thermothielavioides terrestris NRRL 8126, 291 nucleotides. RefSeq lists its product as uncharacterized. Bases 1 to 291 code for a protein of 96 amino acids. The transcript has 2 exons. The record is from RefSeq and is a predicted model, not a curated record. NCBI's taxonomy places the organism in Eukaryota, Fungi, Ascomycota, Sordariomycetes, Sordariales, Chaetomiaceae.
AUGUCUUCCUCGACCGAGCACACCAUCGAGCAGGCCGACCUCGAGAAGCUCAACGACAAGGACAAGGCCGAGCUGCGACAGUUCUUUUCCAACGAGGAGCAGCGCUCACGCAUCCAGUCCCAAACGCACGAGCUCACGGCGAUCUGCUGGAAGAAGUGCGUGGCCGGCAACACGAUCCGGUCGGGCGCGCUCGACAAGGGCGAGCAGACGUGCCUGGCGAGCUGCGUCGACCGGUUCAUGGACGUCAACCUGGCGACGCUGAAGCACCUGGCCAGCAUGCGGCAGCAGUGA